This is a messenger RNA of Sinocyclocheilus anshuiensis, 2488 nucleotides long. RefSeq names its product ragulator complex protein LAMTOR1-like. The coding region runs from base 1 to 543 and encodes 180 amino acids. Gene Ontology annotation, biological process: cholesterol homeostasis; regulation of receptor recycling; lysosome organization. The record is from RefSeq and is a predicted model, not a curated record. Lineage: Eukaryota; Metazoa; Chordata; Actinopteri; Cypriniformes; Cyprinidae. Gene Ontology annotation, molecular function: guanyl-nucleotide exchange factor activity; molecular adaptor activity. The transcript has 5 exons. Gene Ontology annotation, cellular component: membrane raft; Ragulator complex; lysosomal membrane.
AUGAGUGCAGGCCACCAUUGCCUGCUCAAAAGAGUGAACCGCUGGUUUUUCAGAAGGUCCGAUGAUCAUGUUUUUGACCAGCCUCUUUUUGGCUCUUUUGUGCAGAAUGAAGAGGUGAAGCCAUUGAUUCCUGACCCAAACUUAGACAGAAAACCCACCAGUGGCUCGGAGCGAAAUGCAGACAGCCUGCCGUCCAACCGCACAGAUGAACAGGCCCUGCUCACGACCAUCCUGCAGCGUACAGCUCUGAAUAUAAUUGACGUGUCGGCUGUUGAUUCUCAAGGCAUGGAGCAACAUGAAUACAUGGACAGAGCCAGACAGUACAGCACCAAGCUGGAGGUGUUGAGCAGAACGCUGUCUCAGAAGAAGCCCGUUCCUCUUCCAUCACUGACCAGCCAACCUCACCAGGUGCUCGCCGCUGACCUGGUCCCCUACGCAGAUGUACAGCAGGUUUCUAAGAUUGCUGCGUAUGCCUACAGCGCCAUCUCACAAAUCAAAGUAGAUGCCAAGGAAGAGCUGGUGGUACAGUUUGCUAUACCAUGAUUCAAAAGAUGGACCUCCUUCCUCCCCAGUUCCUCUGUUUCUGUCUCUCUUUCUAGCCCUUUCACUCCUCCCUUCUCCUUCCAAACUUCUUGAGAUGCAGACGCCCAUGUCUUUGUUCUCUGAAUGCCCUGCAGAUAAAUAUAAUUCACCCCAACCAGAGUAACCAUUUUCCUUGUGUAAAUCCGUCACCCGCCACGGCACAGAUCCGAGAGGGUAAAAACAUCUGAUCUACUAUCUUUGCUUUGACGAGUUGCAUUUGAUUAGUUACUGGUACUUUUUCAUGCAUUAAUCAAACCCUUUUUCACCAAAUACAUCAGAAAUGCUAAACUCAACGGCGUCAAGCUGCUACGAUUGCUUUGGUGAGCUUUUGUUUAGUUUUAUUCGUUCUUGUUGAUUCUUCUUCUGUUGGCUUUUCAGUUUCCUGAUUAGUUGGAGAUUGUUAAACCAAGUAGCACAUCCAGACUUCUCAAUUAUUCUUAUACUUGUACUAAAGUUAAUCGUAUAUUUACUCAGUUUGCCUGGGUCAUAUUAACACACAGGUUAUGGUUCAGUUCAGUAAUGUAAUUAAUUCCCCUGUAGUAUUCUUGAAUCACUGUGGUUUAGAGUUCAUUAUUUCUAAUGCAUUCUCAUAAUUGUAUGCACCGAGGUUCCAGAUUGGGAUGUGGAUUAAUAUGGGCAACAUAAAUAAUACUUCUGUCUAACCAGAGUAACAUGCAUGUAAUGUUGCAUUAACCAUCUUUUUAUUAUUUUGAAUUCUUUAUUUAACUAAUUUGCUUUCUGUGGCUGAUCUGCUUGAAAUUCUUUUAAAUUGAUUUUCAACUGGUUUAGAUUUUAGUCUAUCAACGUUAACUACCCAAGAGCUGAAAGCAUGGGAUGUUCUGCAACUUUAGACAUUAAUUUGUGGUUUUUCCUAAUCGUUCACCUCUAUUUGCCAAUAGAUCGUAAUCAGGUUGGAUGCCAUAUUGAAUUUUUACGCAGAUGAAAACAAAGCUGUGAUGGACAGACUUACUUUACAGUCUUUACAAUAGCAAAGUUUUUAUGGCGGAUGGUAAAUAUCAUGGGAUGCACCGUGUCACAUCAGAAAUUUCAUUCGAUAUUUUGAAUCCUCUGAAGCGGCUUUGCUAUUGCUUUUAACGGAAGAGAAAGUGUUUCUCUUACCGUGCACCUUUCCUAUAUCCCUCAAAUGGUCAUGCAGUCGUAACGGAAAAGCCGAACCCCGGUUAAACCGAGCCAGAACAGCGUGGCCUGUCUAUCAAAUAAUCAUGCUGUCAACUCUGAAUGUUUUGGAUGGGGAGGCGGGUUUGAAGUGGAAUUCGUAGUUUGUAAAUGAUGUUUUUGUGUCAAUGCCUUUAAUGUACAGAGUGUAAAAUGAUUCGAGAUGAAUGAUUAAUACGAAGGGUAAACGGCUCUACGGCGCCCCCUGGCUGCAUUAUGCCUUAGUCGUAAGGCUUUGCGAUCGAUAGCUUGUUUUUAGCUAAGCAAACGGGGAUGCUUUUACCUUGCCUGUUCCACUUUUAACAUAAUAAUAAAAAAAAAAAUAUUAUUACAUUGCUUUAACUUAGUCCAUCUAACUUUUUGCUGUUGUGCCGAAAAACAAGGAAAGAACUAGUGAAUUAAAACAACUAGCGUUCUUUCCUGAAAUGCCACACAGUAUGUUUGUGUAAUUAUUUAUUUUGAUUUUAUGUAUUUAUGCAAGCUCACAGACCAGUGUGGGACAAUUAGCUCUCUAGAUCAUGGCAAGGCACUUUAGUCUUUCUUUGAGGUUUUUAAAGGGAUAAAAUGCGCUGCAAAUAUUUUGUUUUCUGUUGCAGUGUACUAAUAGUGUUCAAGUUUGUUUGUUACCUAAAUGUGGAAUACUACCUGAUUUACAGAGAAAACAUUUCUUAGGCUAGUACCAAAAAAUUAAUCACAAUAUUCUUCUAAAACUGUUUUUGUUGAAUGGAAU